Ilex paraguariensis (yerba mate) is the source of this 842-nucleotide messenger RNA. The record is from the annotation of a GenBank genome assembly. Lineage: Eukaryota; Viridiplantae; Streptophyta; Magnoliopsida; Aquifoliales; Aquifoliaceae.
CUCCUCCUCCUGUGAGUCUCAUAGACUCUCCCCUCUUUCUUCUUCUCAGUCGAUUGAUCCCUAGCGCCUCCUCCUCUUCGAGUCUCAGAGACUCUAGCCUCUAUCGCCGCCUUCUCUUCGAAGCCACAAGCCACACGCGUCUCAGAUUUCAAGAAAAUGGCCAAAAAGAGUUCACAUAAAAGUUCUACAACAGUGUCCGAGUGCCCUGUUGUGGAACAGGAGAAAACCUUAUCGUCUACACCCACAAAAACCGGUAAUGAGAUUGAUCAAAUCUUUGCCGGGAAAAAGAGAAAGAAGCCAGAACAAGUAAAGACGAAGAAGCCGGCAGAAGAUGGAUCUGGAAAAGGGAGUACAAUGAAGAAAAAGAAAAGUAAGAGCAAAGGUCCCAUAGAAAGCAAUGGGUUUUUGGACCCGGUAGCUCGGCCAAGGAAGAAAACUGGGGAUGGGCUGGUUAUUUAUACAGAAGAGGAGUUGGGGAUUGGGAAGGCAGAUGGUGGAGGUACACCUCUUUGUCCUUUUGAUUGUGAAUGUUGUUUUUGAUCGUGCAAACUCGACCUUAUUUAUGGGACAUUGUUUCCUUGUGAUGAUGUUUUGGGAGUCUUAGACAAAUUGCUAGUUUUGUAUUAACUUGGGGGGUGUGCUUUUCCUUUUCCAAAUGUACACUAGAACCAGAGGAUGAGAAAUUUAAUCCAAUGUUAUGAAUUAUUGACCUGAAGAAUGAAUUCAUCUGGACAUGGCAUUUUUGAUUCUAUUUAGUGAAUAUCCUUUUGAUUUCUGAAACACUAGUUGUGUAGCAGUUUCAGUGUCUCUGUUGAUUUUAUGUAUUUAUUUUUUGAUAGGAC